UGCCACGUACGGAAACAUGCAGGAACGGGCCCUAAAUAGGGACUAAAGAGUGUGACGGGUUUUAUCGGCCGGUCUCCUUAGCUGCUCCCCGUUUUCUACCUGCCUGAUGGAAGAGCUGGCUGCCCUUUCUCUACUGACAUCAGCUGAAACUUUCUCAUCCUACAGAACGCUGGAUCAGGGCUUUUCCUUUGGCUUUUAAAUGGGUUGAAAAAGGAGGGGCCGAGGGUCAACUUUCCACCAGAUACAUUGAGCACAACAGCUCAAGCAACAACAAAAAGCCACACACACUGAGAAAGAGCAGAAAUUCAAGAAGAAAAGAAUAGACUGCUCAGCUAAAAUGUAGCAAAUACUUCUGCUUGGCUUUUGGGAGGAGGUGAUAUUUAAAAGCAGGCUGCUCCACAAUCAAAGGAGACUACGACCAGCUUCAGAAGCUUUGCCUAUAUUCUCUGCAGAUCAACAGAACAAGGGAGACCAGCUGCUUUGAUUUUCCUUAGAGCCUGAUGAAUAGGACAACAGCUUGCUAUUUCGAAUUGGACACCAUACUCCAGAUGAAGACCCUGUGUACAAAGGAUGGAAAGAAAGAACCUCUUCCUAAGCUUAUUACUCUGCUACAGUUUGCUCAGAGCUGCCGAUUCUUACCUGAUAAUUGAAGAGAAGACAGAAUGCAACCCAUCAAAGAGCAACAAAAUGAAUCUCCCAGAUCUCCCACCCAUCUCCAUAGUCGAUCUAACUAAAAGAUCCCAGAAAGUCAGCAGAAAAGAGGCAGAGAACAAGAAAUCAUCCAAGAAAAAUGCUGAACCGAAGACAUCUCCAAAACCAAGGCCCACACCUGCAGCUGACUGUGUGCCAAAUUUCAAAACCUGCAAACCACACUUGAAUUCAUGUUGUAACUACUGUGCCUUGUGCAAAUGCCGAAUUUUUCAGACCAUCUGCCAGUGUCUACUGUUAAACCCAAAGUGCUAGGUCAAACCAGUAACACAUUAAGGCUUCUGUCUUUCAUUAGCUUCACAAGUGUCUAUUUCAAACUGUCUCAUGUAUUGCAAUCAAAUUAGAGCUUUGAAGCUGGUAGGUUGGAUUUGCCCCUCCUAAAACUAAAUGGACAAUAGGGUUUUUUUCAUGGGGUAAUGUUAUCAUAAACAGGAUAGUUUUUAAAUGCAGCACACAGCCAGGGAAAAGUACAUCAAACAAGUAUUUUUGGCAGAACUGAUCUGCAUUUAAAGAAGAAUGCUGUUUUUUUCUGAAGGGUAAUACUCACCAGACCGCAAUAUUGCCUAACCAGAACUGCAAAACCUGCACCAAUAGCAUACAAGUGGCCACAGGUUACAUCAGGUGCAGGUUACAUCACAGGUUACAAAUGGUACAGGUUAAUCCAGUGAGGAACCAAAGCUUGGGUUUGCCCACAAGGACACCACUGUACAAACUCCUGACAGAACCAAAGUACCAAGCUGAAAAUGCAGGUUUCAAGGUUAACUCCCUCCUCGCACAUUCAACAAAAGUUAGGACUAGAAUCUAUAUAAAUUAUUCUACCUGGAAAAACAGACCCAAAACAGUAAGUCAAUUUUGUAAUUACCCCCGCCCAAGCAUCAGUACAUCCACCUCCAGGGUUUCCCAUAGCCAGAAUCUCCAGGAUGUAUAAUCUGCACGUAUAUUUUAACCUGAAUGUAUCUGUGCCUCAUGACUUGAAAAAUCAGAUUUUUUCCCAGCCAUAUCCAUAAGAGAGGAGUCCCUGGCACUUUGCCUCCUGCUGCCCUAGACACGGUGCGUGUCAUUCAUUUAGAGACCAGAAGGAGGAACACGUACCCAGGACUCAGAGGAAGAAGGGAAAUAUCAACAAAAAAUAAAUGUGUCGCCCACAAUUUGAAAAAAAUGUUACAAGCAAUCUUUCUUUUAGUCCAUAUGUACAUUCUCACUAUGGGCAAUUCCCAGCACCUACCCUAAACAUGAAUUUGGCUGACAAACUUCACACAAGCGGUAACUGCAGAAAAAAAUAAUCAAAUGCUGCAUCAAACCCUUGAAGGGUCAGAAGUAGCUCUGCAUAUAGGGAAGGUAUGGAUUAAGAUCUAGGCAGCAGUAUACAAGUGUCUAGAACCAAGACAUUUUUCUCUUUUUCUUGAAGAUCCAGUCUUGAGUUAUCCUUGAUGGCAUAGUUGGAAAUUCCUCCUUUGGCAAACUACAAGGAGGGAUGCAAUAGGUCACAGAAGAGUGGAGGAGCAGACCUGGAAGCUGUCUCCAGCAUUGAAUACUUCAUCUGCCAAACUCCAGUUCUGUUGCUUUUUAUUUUCCCUCUUCUGUAUCUACAGUCUUAGUCUCUCUCCCCACUCCUUUACAGUCUUCUUUCUUCUGUGGUUCUUUCUUGAUUUUAGUCUUUUCCGUUCCUCCCACUGUUAUUGCCAGUCACUAGAAGAGUCACCUGCACUCCCAGGGUUUAAGCCAUAUUUUUGCGUUCUCUUUGCCUGCCUGUUAAAUGACUGCACCAGUGUUCCUGCCAAUGCCUUUUUGCUUUCACAAUGAUAUAUUUUCUAAUUAUGAAUUUAUGAUCACAAUCCUGAAUUUUCUAAUGCUCUGUGCAAGUCUAAUUAGGAGAACAUUUCUUUACUGAUUUAUUGCUAAGCACAACUAAGGGCUACAAAAUGUUCCAGGCAGGCAAAGACAACAUAGAUGAUACAAAUACUCUUUAAAGUGCCUCAAAUUAUAUGUACUUUUUUUCUUCUGAUAGCUUUACAAAGACCAGAGCUCAAAACACAAGUCAGAUGUUGACAAAAAAUGUCUGUCCAUCUUCAUAGAGAUAUAUAAAGUUGACAGAGAUUCAUCCGAGAAAGUCUAAACAAUGACAGAAUGUCAUUGAACUCAUCUUUCAUACAAUGUAUCAGUUGUCAUACAUGAUGCAAGCUUGGAUUCUUUUAAAGGUACAUAGCUAUUUCUUUUAAUCAGACAUCCUGGCUCAGGAAUCUGUAAGCCAUUCAGGUAUGAUAAAAAGAGGAACAGGAGGAAGAAUGAUACACAUUAUGAUGGUCCCAUGGAACAGAAUUUAGCACCUUCUUUAAUGAAGGAAAGCUGCAAGUUCCUGUCACGGUGUUUCAAAAUAAUGUUUCCAAAGACUAUCAAAAAGUGUCCUUGGUUGAUAUUAAAAUCGUAUUAAUAAUCACACACCAACUUCUAAAGUAGAAAUAAAAUCAUUUUAUUAUCAGAAUGGUGAGAUAGCUAGAAAAAAUUGUAUUUUAGUGGGGGUAGGAAGGGAACAGGAGGAGAGGAAAAGGAAAAGAAAGGAAGCAGAGCUAGAAAUGAAACAGAACAGCUCAGGUGCCAAUCUCUAUACAGCAUCUCCCACUCCAGCACGUGGCUGUCAGCUAAGGAGAUGGAAAGUGCUGACACCCACAAUGAGGGGCCUGAGACAUGGAAGCUGAACUAGUGAAGUACAGGACAGUCCAUUUAGGCAAUGGAAGAAAAGGAAAGGUUCUUUCCUGUGAGAAUGAGGGGAUUUGUUUUUAAGCACAUACUUUUUAAUAUAGCAUUUAUACAUAGUGCAUUUUGACAAAUUUGAUUAUAAGCCUUUUUUGUAACUGGAAUUGACUAAAAACAGAUUAUGCUUUCUUUGCCAUUCAUCUAUCAAAACAAAAAAUAUAUAGAAUCAAGUACUCUGAAAUUGUUGUUAAUCUUAGCGACUUUACUUCUCCAGCUAUAGACCACAUUGCAUGAGGUACUGAUAGGAUACAGAAAUCAGUAAAACAUGUACAUCUACUAUUUGUUUCCUGUGUUUAGUUUGAACAGAUAUUUAUGUUAGAGUUUGUUGUAAGAGUUCCCUAGGGGACCUAUUUGAAAUGUCAUCAGCACAUAGAUGAUAAAAUGUAUGCAUGGCAAAGAUGGAGUGUUUAAUUUUCAGUUGCCACAUGUCAAAAUGUCUUCAAUGAAAUCUUCAGUGGAAUCCAAGCACAGCACCAGACCCAACAAUGCUCCAAGAUACAGUCUCAUUCUGCUCCUAGAGAUUAAUGGAAGUUUUACUCUGAUUACAGCUGAGUAGAAUUCAGUAUAAAUAAAUCACUAUCAACUUUUCCAAAUAUCUGGUGUGAAUUUAAAACAGAUACUGUAUUUUCCAUCCAAAGUCCUGAUCUGAUUGCUUAUUGUCAAACUCAAAGACCAUAAAAUCCAAGUUUACCCUAAUAAACACAAACUAGUAGAAUUAACACCUUAAUGACUACAGCAGCUUCAAACACCUCACAGUCUCCCAGGCUAAUGUUUGAAACCAUCUGGAAGACCCACAAAGGGUCAAACAACUUGUCAUGUCAGUCUUUAGGAUCUUCUCAUAGAAGGAAUAAUUUGAUGGAAGGCAGAACAGCUUUUUCCAAGUCAACAGUAUUUGUGAUGCUGCUUUGUCUAAGGUUGCUGAAAGAUUUAAUAAAGUCCCUCUGAGACACAGAGACAGGGCCAAUUUCACAAUGCAAUGAAUAAAAGUGAACCAGAUGGAGACUUGUUGUGUGAGCAAAUUCAAGAGCCAAGGAAGAACUUGUAUAACCCAUGCCCAAAGCUGGUUCUGAAGGAGCUCUAUUUUAUGGUGCAAAAAUUGUCUUAUUUCUACAGAGAACAUACUCCUUGGAGCAUUGUGGAACACACUGUUCAUGGGAGAGUACAGUCUCGGGGUCACUUUAUGUACAGGUGUUGAUAAUAAACAACAUUAAAGACAAUACAAAAAAUAUCCCAUCAUGAGAUUUUUAAUCAAACCAUUUUAAGCUGAACUAGACCAUUCCAUGGCCAGAAGUGACUUUAUAACAUGUUAAAUAGACCAAUACAGCACUUGUUCACAUCCAAUGUCAUAUUUAACUCAAAGAGAUGACUUGCAUGAGGAAAUAUUAAUCAACAUGACUCUGAAUUGCAGAAUCAAGGCUGAAAAUCAUUAAAAGAAUUCUCCUAACAUAA
Molecule: messenger RNA, 4911 nt
Organism: Dromaius novaehollandiae (emu)
Lineage: Eukaryota; Metazoa; Chordata; Aves; Casuariiformes; Dromaiidae
Gene: ASIP
Product: agouti signaling protein
Exons: 5
Coding region: 571-963 (130 amino acids)
Biological process (GO): positive regulation of melanin biosynthetic process; hormone-mediated signaling pathway; melanosome organization
Cellular component (GO): extracellular region
Molecular function (GO): neuropeptide hormone activity; melanocortin receptor binding
Source: RefSeq, a predicted model, not a curated record